Messenger RNA from Austrofundulus limnaeus, 4332 nucleotides. It is a transcript of the gene tmem8b, whose product is annotated as transmembrane protein 8B. Bases 1016 to 3424 code for a protein of 802 amino acids. The transcript has 13 exons. Lineage: Eukaryota; Metazoa; Chordata; Actinopteri; Cyprinodontiformes; Rivulidae. The record is from RefSeq and is a predicted model, not a curated record. Gene Ontology annotation, cellular component: membrane.
UCUUGAUGCCAAACUAAAAACUUUGCUCCUAAAAUAACACCAGUUUCAGUCUCUUUUAAAAUGUUUUAUAGACUGCAUAGACAGUAAUAUUCUCAAUAAUAGGAAAUCACAUAACAAAUGUAACAUUUUCCCCCCAUUUUAAAUGAUUUUUUUUUUACGAUUUUGUGCAUUUAUUGUAACAGAUAUUCCUAAUUUCGCGUUGGUUCUUUUAUCUGUUGUUUUACAUGGCUAAUUUGUUUUGCACGAUAGAGCUUUAUUCUGCAUUGGCUUACAGACUUUCAGCCUUGUUCUUUGAGCUCAGAGGUUUCUCCAGAUUCUGUUGACGAUAUUACAAACUGUUCAAAAUCUUUCUUUUGUAAACGAAGCGUAUUCUCUUUUUGACUUGUUUUUGUGUGUGAUGUACCUCUGUCUUUACUCCUGAGAGAUCUGGGCUUUCCUAAAAUGCUUUACACAAUCUCAUUGGGAUGAUGAUGAUGAUGAUGAUYAUAGUUAAUUUUGAAAAGUGAAGUUGUUAACAGGGGACCUAUCAGACUGGCAUUAAAAUAGUUGUUUUUGAUGGUGAAAGUUGAGUUUAAUUAUCUGAAAUGUUUUGUCAGUGACAGCAGGAUUUACUCUGACAUUGUGGCUAACUUUAUGUURCGGCUCCCUGAUGAGGAGGAAGGGGGCUCCAGCCUCCGUAGUCUCCUGUGAACCGUUUGUCCGGGGUCCUGUGGUGCAGUCUACGUCCGCAUCCCUCCUCAGACCGACAGCACCGGAGAACCAAUCAGAGAGCCCGCCGCGCCGAGGCCGUCCAAUCAGAGCCUCGGAGGCGGCGCCGUCCUGGUCGUCGUCUCGAUGACGUCAUGCACAAACAGCUGGUCGCUGGCAAAAAAAAAAAAAGGCAGGAAAAAAUGUAGACCAGCACGGCGACCGCAAACUGCAGCCGGGCUGUAGCCCUCCUCUCCGAACGGUUAGCCUCUUUUUUUUUCUUUUCCCCUCCUCCUCCUCCUCCUCCUCUUCCUCCUCCUCUUCCACCAUGUGGCAGCUGGAGCCGGGCUCGGGACGGAGCCCUCCGCGGCUCCUCUGGCUUGUUUACACCUUUUUCUGCGCUGUCGGAGAUUGCCUUUUUGUGACUGAUUAUUUCACCCGUACGCCUCGUAAGCUGAAUGCUUUCAACUCCUUCGCCAGUGUGGAACUGUUCCACUUCAAUGUGCCUGAAGACACAAUGAUGGCCGUAUGGAACCUCAUCACCUUCAAGGAGCAGGGGGGCACGUUUGGGGACAGCUGCCCGAACCGCAACGUGACCGUCUAUUUCAGGUCCGGCGCUCCUCCAGUAAUCAACCCUCUUCACACCCACUUCCCUCGGGACACGGUCGUCCCCGGUUCCUUCGCCGUGACUUUGACCUGGACUCUUCCAAACCGAACAACAGGCGCUUUCAACGUGACCAGCCCCCUCCCCGGAGACUGGUUCUUAGCUGCACAUUUACCCAAGGAUGAAGGCAAGAUCUCCGUCAAGGGUCUGUCUGAGGAAUGCCAGUAUCUGUUCCAACCUCAGCUCAUUGUCCAGAGGCUGAUUGGCAUUUCGGUGCUUUAUCCUGGAUACUUCAUCGACCAGAUGAUCCCGGUCCACAACAGGUCUGCUCUUUACAAGGUGUUCAUUCCAAAUUAUAUAUCCAAGGUGAAGGUUCAGCUGGUAAACUGCAGCACCAAGAACAAAAGCAGCGACACGUGUCCCGUGGUGCUGAAGAUGAGAGCGAGGGCGCCGCCCGUGCAUAAUUCAAGUGCCCUCGACUGCAGGGAGUGGAACCCGUGUGAGUUAGUCACUCUGGUACCAGCRUGGGAGCAGUGGUACUACAUCCUGGUGGAGAGGUAUCUGAGCAACUUGGAUGUCUACUUUCGCAUCGGAGUUCAAGUCACAGAUUGCUCCAAACCCAAUUUGUCGAAGGACCGAGCGCAGCUCAGCUCCUCCAUGAACAUGCCGCAGUCCUUCGGGACGGCGAUGGGCUUCUCCCUGUCCGAGACGCUGCUUAUGGCGUCCCUGCCCGGCCUGUCCCAGAACGCCAGCCGCCUCCACGCCUCGGAGGACAGCAUCAUUUACCUCGCCCCCACUGCUGACACGAACAGGUGCUGGCCCAUCCGCCCYACGCUGCGCAACGAGCUCGACACCUUCUCCGUGCACUUCUACGUCUUCUUCGGUCCAAACAUUUCCAUCCCGCCGGACAGGGCCGCCGUGUUCGCCAUCAACCUGAUGCCRGUGUUAGACAGCGGCGGAGUCCUCAACAUGGAGCUAAAACUCAACAUGUCUACCCUGAAAGGAGCUAAUCUCACAGUCUUCGGCUGCCUUAACCACGGGAUGCCUCUCUUCUUGCGAGAAAACUCAUCACUGAAAUGUGAAUCAGAAUCGGUGGCUGGCUUUUUCCUCUCUGUGAAUGUUUCUGCUAAUAUUACCAAGCUGAGGAUUCCCUACCCACAAACAGGCACUUGGUACCUCAGUCUGCGCUCUCUGUGUGCCACUGAACAUGGAUUUGAAGCYUGCACCAACACCACAGCAGAGGUGUACAUGCGCUCAUACCUGACUCCGUGCAUCAACGACUGCGGGACGUACGGCCAGUGCAAGCUCCUGCGCACCAACAACUACCUUUAUGCAGCGUGCGAAUGCAAAGCAGGCUGGAAUGGCUGGGGAUGCACCGACAACUCCGAGGCCUACUCCUACAGCUUCCAGCUCCUCUCCACUCUCCUGCUCUGCCUCAGCAACCUGAUGUUCGUCCCGCCCGUGGCCAUCGCCAUCCGCAGCCACUACCUGCUGGAGGCCUCCGUCUACAUCUUCACCAUGUUCUUCUCCACCUUUUACCAUGCAUGUGACCAGCCGGGGAUCGUGGUCUUUUGCAUCAUGGAGUACGACGUCCUGCAGUUUUGUGACUUCCUGGGGUCACUCAUGUCAGUGUGGGUUACUGUGAUUGCUAUGGCCAGGCUGAAGUCCAUCAUCAAACAGGUGUUGUACUUGCUGGGGGCGAUGUCUCUGUCCAUGGCUUUGCAGCUGGACCGUCACGGUCUGUGGAACCUGCUGGGGCCGAGCCUGUUCGCACUGGGCAUCAUGGCUGUGGCGUGGACGGUGCGUACCGUUCGUCGCCGGCGCUGCUACCCGCCCACCUGGAAACGCUGGGUCUUCUUCCUCUUCCCCGGCACCAUGAUCGCCACYUCGGCCGUGGCGCUGUACGCCUUCGUGGAGACGGAGGAGAACUACUUCUACAUCCACAGCAUCUGGCACAUGCUGAUCGCGGGCAGCGUGGGUUUCCUUUUGCCGCCUCGUGCCAAGCCCGACGCCAAGGUGACCCCGCUGAAACGCAAGCGGGGCUGCGGCUACCAGCUGUGCGUGAACGAACACGAGGAACUGGGCCUGGUGGAUCCGGCCAUUAUCUCCAUCAACAGCAUCUGUACCAGCUGAUAAACUCUCAGCUUCCGAUGUUUUUUUUGUUUUUGUUUUUUUAGAGACWCUCCAUUGCCUUCUUUUACUUGGGAAAUUCACACAGGAAUUGAAGCCACAGAACUUAAAAAAAAGGAAAAUAACAAAAAAAGCAAUGUAAAUACUUUAAUCCUGAUGUGACGAUCUAGAACUCCUUUUUUCUGUUGUAACGAUCAAGGUAAUUAUGAUCAGUAUGUAAUAAUUAUUAUCAAUAGUUAAAGUUAUGACAAAUUGUGGGUGUAUAUUGACACACUGUUGUUUGUGAAUACGUAUUUAAAGUCAAAGCUGAAACACUGCUGCUAUCUGACGGUGACUGUAAAACUGCUUCUGUCGGUUAUUUAUUGUUGGCCAAUUACUUGACGGUACUGAACGGCAGGCACGGAUGGAUAUUCAUCAAGGGCACGGCUUUUCUGAAAUUCUUUUGAAAUAUAUCUUUUGCACUGAGACACAAAAAUGUUAUUCUGUACAUUUUUAUAAGAGUAUAAACAAGAGUGGGACCUCACAAAUGUAAAACCUAGCUGUCYUGUGGAAUGUUAGACCGUAUUUUGAGAUUGCAAUGUAUCACUUUCACAUGAAUGUUUCUAUUGUUUGUGAAGGGAGCGGGUCCAAAGUUCUGGAAGGAGAAGAAGAGGGAGGUGGAAAAGCUUACUGGGGUAGUUCAGAUCUUUGGGAGUGGGGUUUUGUGGAAAGGUUAUGAACAAUUAAUGUUUUGUCUGCUGUAGACCACUCUUUGAAUGGCAUUUUAUGGAAAAACUGUUUAAUUCUGACCACAGUGAUGAGCUUACAAAUAACUGAAUAGACUUGUGACAAACUGUUACAUUUUUCUUUAAACAAGUCAAAAACUAGCCUGGCCCUUGCCUUCCGACGCAGUUCAGCUCAAUUCUAGUUUC